AUGGCUCUCAAAUUUUUACUUUUUGUCUUCCUUGAUUUCAAGGGCAACACUUUUGCGUUUGAACCAGAAGCGAUCAAAGAUGAUAUCACAGGAUUCAUGGAGUUUUCCCCGUAUGGACUCGAGAAUGUCUUGAAAACGACUGAAGAUUCUGAGGAAAUCGAACUCGAGGGCGAAUUCGAAAGUGAAACCACUCAAGCCUUGUUUGCUGAACUCAUCGAUGGGGUUAUCUACAGAAAUGGUCCUGGAAAGUUCGAGUUCGGCAACACCUCCUUUGGCCACAUCUUCGAUCCUUCUGCCAUUCUCUCAGCAACACGAAUCCGGGAUGGAAAGGUUUUCUUCCGACAGAGAUUCGUUCAAUCUUCCAAUUUCAAAAACAACACGGAGAACAGCCGGAUAAUUAAGCCAGAAGUUGGAACCUAUGCCGAACCUGAUGAUAUUACUACGGAUAAAAAUGGAAAUGCUUAUGGCCGCCGCGAAGUGUUCAAAAACAGACGAAAAUUUCUCUUUGAGGAAGGUUUAUCGACCGACAAUACAGUCGUUAACGUCAUGCAUGUCGCUGGUCAUCUUAUGUCGCUCACAGAUUCUUCUUACCGGCAUCUACACGAUUUCGAAACCUUAGAAACUAAAGAUCGAAUUGACAUCAACUACUCACCAAAUAUUCCGCACGGUAUUUUCUGCAUGACCACUUCUAGUCAUCCGGUCUUGGACAAGGAAACAGGUGAUUUGUGGGACAUGGCUGGUUGCCUCGACUUCAUGACAAACGAGUAUAACAUCCCAAAGAUCCAUAUUCACCCAAUCGUCUGGCGUGGAGUGGGACAUCCAAAAUCUCAAUACCCCACUCCUUGGACCAAAGAGCAGAUUUUGUCUUCAAUCGAAUUCGGUCCUGCAAUUGACAGCCCAAAAUGGCCCGAUCAUCCCUCUGCAAUGCCAUAUUUUCACUCCCUCGCCCGCGCCGGGAAAUAUCUCAUUCUUCCUGUAGGCGGCACCGUCCUCGACAUGAUUCCGAUGCUCAAGAAUGGCAUAAGGAAGAAAAAACCAAUGAUCGAAAGUUUGAUGUUUUUGAACACCUCGCCUGCUAGAUUCUUGAUUUUUGACCGCGAAAAGAUGGAAUGGGAGAGUGUUCAACCUCUAGCGCAGGCUUUUUCGCAUUUUCACGUGGUAAACAGUUUCAUUGAUGAGCAAGAUCAAUUAAAUAUUGAUAUCAUCGAAGCAAAUCCAAACGUCAUGCAAGCUCUAGAACUCGACAACCUCAAGACCACCAAAAAUGAAUACCUUGAAAUUUGGUCAAGUAUCAUUCCUUCUGGCAAGCCUGUGCGCUUCAUCCUCGGAAAGAGAAGAGAAGAGUUUCUUCAAUGGGCUGAUGUAGUUCAGAGUCCUGGAAUAACACCAUCACUGAAUUUUCCAUGCUUCGAAAACGGAGGGAUCGACUUUCCAGUUUUGAAUCCGUUGCAUUAUGGUAAAGACUACAAGCACUACUGGACGUGCGGCUUCGGCGAAUUGCUGUCUGAUAGAAUUUACUACGUCAACAUGGAAACUGGAGAAAGAAAAAUCUAUCGAGUUCCGAACUACCAUUUCUCUGAACCGGUUUUUCUCACGCCGGAAAAAGAUGACCUUUCUGAAAAUCAAGGAGUAAUUGCUUCAACAGCAAGUCCUUUGAAUCCGGAAGACAGGGCUUUUAUUGUCUUUCUCAACGCAAGCACGAUGAAAGAAGUUGCCCGGUUCUACUUUCCUCAAGGAUUCAAAGUCCCGAUCAGCUUCCAUGGAAAUUACUACAGACGAGAAGAAACAACUAUAAACUAG
Oikopleura dioica is the source of this 1800-nucleotide messenger RNA. The record is from the annotation of a GenBank genome assembly. Lineage: Eukaryota; Metazoa; Chordata; Appendicularia; Copelata; Oikopleuridae.